CAUCUAUUACGUUGGUAUUUCUUACUUAAUGUUUCAAAUAUUCAGUUCUGUGUCGUUCGAGUUUAGUAAAGGAUGUUUCGAGUAACUAUAUCAGUGGGUCGCAAUUUUAAGUGCGGAGAAAAAUCCUUUGGGAGUUUAGAAUCGAUAAUAAAUUAUGGUAGGUUAUUUUCGUCACAAGAGACCAGGAAAACGUGUCUUUAUGACCUACACGUGGAACAUCAAGGCAAAAUCGUGAAUUUCGCCGGCUGGCUAUUGCCGGUGCAGUACAGAGAAGCAAUAGCCGCAUCCCAUCAGCACACGAGAACUUUCGCGUCCUUAUUCGAUGUUGGACAUAUGCUGCAGACCCGCGUUACCGGCAAAGAUGCAACCGAGUUACUAGAAUCCUUGACGACAAGUGACCUUAAAAAUCUGAGUCAAGGAUCUGCAGCCCUCACUGUCUUUACCCAAAAAAAUGGAGGAAUCCUGGAUGAUCUGAUUAUUACCAAAGAGCAGGAGGACAAGUAUUUUGUUGUUUCUAAUGCAGGAAGACGAAAUGAGGAUUCAGGACUGAUAAAAGAAAAGAAAGAUGAAUUAAAAGCCAAAGGCAAGGAUAUCAACGUAGAAUUUCUAGACCCCUUGGAACAAGGUCUGGUAGCUCUUCAAGGUCCAGCAGCUGCUGGUGCACUGCAAUCACUUGUAAAAAUCGAUUUGAGUAAAUUGAAGUUCAUGAACAGUAUUGAAACAGAGGUGCUAAAUGAUCGGAUUAAAAUUUCGAGAUGUGGUUACACAGGCGAAGAUGGCUUCGAAAUUUCUGUUUCUGGAAGGACUGCUGGAGACUUGGUUGAAAAAAUCCUGGAAAAUCCUGAUGUGAAACUUGCAGGACUGGGCGCCAGAGAUAGUUUAAGACUGGAGGCUGGUCUCUGUCUUUACGGCCACGACAUCGAUGAGGAAACUACCCCUGUCGAGGCUGCACUCACCUGGCUUGUCGCAAAACGACGUCGAGGAGAGGCAAAUUUCCCAGGAGCAGAAAAGAUUUUGUCACAGAUGAAAUCAGGCGUGACGAAAAAACGAGUUGGCCUUACGAUGGGCCAAGGACCACCAGCGAGGGAAGGAGCUGCAAUCUUAACGCCUGAGGGAGAAAGGGUAGGCAAAGUGACUUCUGGUGGUCCGAGUCCCACCUUGGGAAGACCCAUUGCCAUGGGCUAUGUACCCCCCAAUUUGGCACAGAAUGGCAAUGGUGUCCUCGUCGAAGUUCGAGGAAAAACGUACAAGGCCACUCUCACUAAAAUGCCCUUCGUUAAAACAAAUUACUACACCAAUAAGUGACUUCUUUAAAAUGAAAGUAUUUUGCAAUGCAUUUCAGAUAUUAAUUUUAUAAUUGCAUUUUUGUAAGUGAAAGUUAUAUCUUUUGACGAGUUUUCCGUUGCAUAAUAUUACUUUCCAAUAAUAUCUCUGAUUCUUUUCUUCUUGUUGCCAAUAUUCUUUUUUCGUUCAGAUAUUCUGAAUAUUGAGAUUUGAUCUAUUAAUACCUUUAAAUUUACAUUGCGCUUCUGAUUAGUUACCUCGUUAUUGUUCGCAGGUGUUUUUUUUAACAAAGACUUUUUUUCAGGUUAGGCUUAAAACACAAGGAGGGGGUAUUUCACAGCUCAUUUUUAUGAAACAAUCAUAUUUUUUCAUUGUAAAGUAAGCCAAAAGUAAUUGAAGGUAAUGUGAGUAUGUGUUUGUUUUUGUGUGUGUCUUCGAUUGACUUUUAAUAUUAGCACGGCUCAGUUAGUAAUUUUAUUUUGUUGUACUUUUUAAAUUACAAUAAA
Messenger RNA from Belonocnema kinseyi, 1790 nucleotides. Its product is annotated as aminomethyltransferase, mitochondrial. Gene Ontology annotation, biological process: glycine catabolic process. The coding region runs from base 73 to 1305 and encodes 410 amino acids. The record is from RefSeq and is a predicted model, not a curated record. The transcript is spliced from 5 exons. Gene Ontology annotation, molecular function: protein binding; aminomethyltransferase activity. NCBI's taxonomy places the organism in Eukaryota, Metazoa, Arthropoda, Insecta, Hymenoptera, Cynipidae. Gene Ontology annotation, cellular component: mitochondrion.